Molecule: messenger RNA, 1209 nt
Organism: Haliotis rubra (blacklip abalone)
Lineage: Eukaryota; Metazoa; Mollusca; Gastropoda; Lepetellida; Haliotidae
Exons: 2
Coding region: 140-1027 (295 amino acids)
Molecular function (GO): acyltransferase activity, transferring groups other than amino-acyl groups
Source: RefSeq, a predicted model, not a curated record
UUGUGGUAACUUAAAAGGUGAAUAUCCGAUAACAGAGCCUCCAGGGUCUAUCACAACCCUCCAGGGUCUUAUCACCUUGUGGUAACUUCAAAGGUGAAUAUCUGAUAACAGAGCCUCCAGGGUCUAUCACAACUACAUCAUGGCUGCUGUCGUUCCGAAGUACUCUGUGAGGAGGGCAACGCGAUCUGAUGUAGCCGCCAUAAAGAAAUUAACAGACAUUGAGGAAUGGGGAAUUCCCACAGACUUCAUGUACUGUUCGUUUGACAUGGACUCUAGGGCCUGGUUUGUGGCGGAGUCCGACUCGGGAGAAAUACUAGCUUGCCGUGCCUUGGUGUACUUUACGGAGGAGACAGUAGCUGGCGGCAUUUAUAUCGUCAGGAAAGACCUCAGAGGCAAAGGAAUCGGACGUGAUGUGAACGUGCAAUCCCUCAAGGCAGUGGGUGAUGCCAACAUCACCAUAACAGCUACCUUCGUUAAUCUGUACGAAACCCGUGGCUUCACGUUCUACUAUGACGUACACCUGAAACGAGGAUCAGCGGAAGUAAUACUGGGAGCAAUUCCGGAAGCGGAAGUGAGUCCGGAUAUCAGAAUACUUCCAUACGAAAGUGCCAUGUUCACUGAGCUGAGGGCAUACGACGAAGCUGUAUGUGAAACCGAGAGGUGUUACUAUUUCAAAAACUGGAUCAUCGGUCAUGCAAAAUAUAUUCUCAUUGCUCGCUCCAAUACCGGACGUGUAUUAGGAUAUGGACGAUUGGCUGUGACAGAACACGGCCAUGUGAUUGCACCGUUGUAUGCUGAUAGUGACGUCAUAGCGAUGACACUGUUGAAAAGACUCUUGCAACAGGUGAUUCCGAGCGAUUCUGUCACUAUGUUUAUCACUUCCGAAUCCAAAGCAAUGAUGGAGAUUAAUCGCAAAGUUUCUCUAACAAAUGUUGAUACGCUUCAUAAAAUGUACACUAAAAAGCGAGUGCCCCAAACACCUGAGCGGUUGUAUUCCUUAUCUGCCAUGGGGUUGUCCACCGCCUAAUGCACUCCCACACUCCACUGUAUCGCUACACCACGAACCUUUGGGUUUCAACAAAUGAACAUAAAAUUUAAUGAUCAGAUUUUAACGUUAAGCGUGAAACUUAUGAGGCAAUUUCAUGCUUACAGCGUCUGCCCGUAGAGUGGAAGGUUGCGGGUUCGAUCCCCGACCGCGUCAUACCAAAA